Oncorhynchus mykiss (rainbow trout) is the source of this 3612-nucleotide messenger RNA. Its product is annotated as sphingomyelin phosphodiesterase acid like 3A. The record is from RefSeq and is a predicted model, not a curated record. Lineage: Eukaryota; Metazoa; Chordata; Actinopteri; Salmoniformes; Salmonidae. Gene Ontology annotation, biological process: sphingomyelin catabolic process. Gene Ontology annotation, molecular function: sphingomyelin phosphodiesterase activity.
GUCCUAUAAGGAGCAUUGGUGGCAAAUCUGAUGGCCGACUGGUAAAGGAGGUCUAGCCGCUCGAGCACUCUUACCUGCCGAUCUAUAAAUUACAUCUCCGUAAUCUAGCAUGGGUAGAAUGGUCAUCUAAAUCAGGGUUAGUUUGGUAGCUGGGGUGAAAAAGGAGCGAUUACGAUAGAGGAAAUAAAGUCUAGAUUUAAAUUUAACCUACAGCUUUGAUAUGUGCUGAGAGAAGGACAGUGCACCGUCUAGCCAUACUCCCAAGUACUUCUAUGAGGUGACCUCAUACAAGACCUCUAAACCCUCAGAGGAAGUAAUCACACCAGUGGGGAAAGUGGCAUUAUUCUUACCAAACGACAUUACCUUUAUUUUGGAGGUGUUCGGAACAAGGUUAAGGGGCAGAGAUAGCUUGUUGGACACUAAGAAAGCUUUGUUGUAGAGUGUUUAACACAAAAUCCGGGGAGGGGCCAGCGGAGUAUAAGGCUGUAUCAUCCACAUAUAAAUGGGGGAGAGAGAGCUUCCUACUUCCUGAGCUAUGUUGUUGAUGUAAACUGAGAAGAGCGUGGGGCCAAGGAUCGAGCUUUGUUGUACACCCUUGGUGACAGGCAGUGGCUGAGAAAGCAGAUGUCCUGACUUUAUACACUUCACUCUUUGAGAGAGGUAGUUAGCAAACCAGGCCAAAGACCCCUCCCCAGCCAAGCAUACGCCUGUUGUAUUCAGAGCAUGUGAUAAAUGAAAUUUGAUUUUGAUCCUUAGAAACAACCACACAGAGGAAAGAAAGGCAAACCAACGAUGUAAUGUAAUGAUGCAAAACAUAAAGAAACUAACGCUAAGGGGAUAGACUGUUGAUAUUCUUCAGUUUGCUGCCAUUUUUUCUGGUUUCACAUUUGUCUUCAGUGAUCAUAAGGUAAAAUGUAUCUAAAACAAUUGUAAUUUAUAUUUACAAUACCUUUUUUCAAAGGUUUACUCAUUUGCCUAGCUCUAUCAAUAGCUAUUCUCUAUUUGUAAAUUACAGUGCAUGGAUAAUGGUGUUAUUUCAUUGGAAAAAAUAAAUAUGUUGUUCCACUUGCAACCAACAGUUUGCUAGACCUUAUUGAACGUUUCAUCUCACAUAAAGAUAGUGGAAUUAUGAUAGAAAUAAAUCAAGUCAGAAUACAACAUUUCUGUAGACACACCUCCACCACACCUCCAUUUCUAUGAUCUCCACCCGCAACGAGUAGCAGGUGAAUGGCAUGUUAUUCUCAUGUUAAAAUUCAUGGUCAGAAUAGGAGUAGAGAGAAGUGCACAAAAAGGGAAUUACGUUCAAUUUACGCACGUUUAACUCGGGUCAGAAUUCCCCCCAUGUGCUCCCUUGACUCGCUUUGGAAUUUAUCACGUGACCGUACUGUUCGUUUCAGACCUGGACAAAGCAGUCACAUGAGCGUCGUACUUCCCGUUUGUAUCAGCUGAGAAAACGUCAAUGAUAUAUCCAAACAACUGCAAUUUGUCUCACUGUUUUUUGUUGUUGUUUAAUGUGACAAUAUGGGGGUCGUGUCCAAUCUUCUAUUUGGGCUGCUGUCCAACGUGCUGCUGAUUUACGCGGCGCCACUUUCACCUGUAACUAGCAUUCACCUGCCAAGCAUAGGGAGAUUCUGGCACAUCUCUGAUCUGCAUUUGGACCCCACGUACCAUGUGACUGGUGACCACACCAAAGUGUGUUUCUCCUCUAAGGGUGUCCCAGCCUCAAACCCUGGUCUGUUUGGAGAUUUCAUGUGUGAUUCUCCCUACCAGCUCAUCCUGUCAGCCUUUCAGCACAUGAAACAAGUGGCCCCACAGCCAGAGUUUAUGAUCUGGACAGGAGACAGCCCUCCACAUGUCCCUGCAGGGGAGCUGUCCACAGACAUGGUAAUCCAAGUCAUCAGCAACAUGACUCAAACCAUCAGGGAGUUCUUUCCAGACAUGCUAGUGUACCCCGCCCUUGGGAAUCAUGACUACUGGCCACAGGAUCAACUUCCGACGUCCACUAAUGAUAUUUACCAGGCUGCAGCCAAACUGUGGGAGCCUUGGUUAAAGCCAGAAGCCCUUGUAACUCUCAGAGAAGGUGGAUUUUACUCUCAGAUGGUGCAGCCCAAGCUGCGACUGAUAAGCCUGAACACUAUCCUAUACUAUAGCCCUAAUAAAGUGACAGUGAAUAUGAGUGACCCGGCUGGACAGUUCCGGUGGCUGCAGGACACCCUGGAAGCAUCUGCUCAGAGCAUGGAGAAGGUCAUUGUAAUUGCUCAUGUUCCAGUGGGUUACUUGCCCUUUGCCAGGAACACCACCGCCGUCAGAGAAGCCUACAAUGAGAGACUUGUGAAGAUCUUUCGUGACUACAGUGACAUCAUCUCAGGGCAUUUCUAUGGCCACACUCACAGAGACAGCAUAAUGGUCUUGCAGGACCAACAAGGGGAACCGGUUAAUUCCCUGUUUGUCACACCGGCUGUUACUCCAAUCAAGAGUGCAGAAGAGCCAUACUCCAACAACCCAGCCUUCCGCAUGUACCACUAUGACCCGCAGGACUACAGACUGCUGGAUAUUUGGCAGUACUACUUGAAUCUCACCGAAGCCAACCAAGAAAAAAGAUCUGACUGGAAACUUGAAUAUGUAAUGACUGAAGCGUUUGGAUUAAAGGACAUUCAACCACAUAGCCUGUUUAAACUUGUCUUGAGUUUUGAAAUGCAGCAAAGCAAAGCAUUUCAGAAGUAUUUUAGCCAUUUUAUGGUGAGCUAUGAUGAUACCAUUGUGUGUGAUGGGGCCUGCAAGCUGACUCAGGUCUGUGCGGUGCAGUCCUUAGACCGUGCCUCCUAUUCCAAAUGUAUUGAAAAGGGACAUUAAAACAAUUAUCUUCUUUUUUUUUUGUGUGAGUUAAUCUUAAAAUUCAGGGAUUUUAUACGUGUAGAGAUAUUUCUUAUGUUUUCACAUGACCAUGAAAUGUAAAUGUAUUUUUUGUAAUACUCUCAAUUGAAUAAUUACAAAUCAAAUCAAAGUUUAUUUGUCACGUGCACCAAAUACAACAGCUGUAGACCUUACAGUGAAAUGCUUACUUACAGGCUCCAACCAAUAGUGCAAAAAAGGUGUUAGGUGAACAAUAGGUAAGUAAAGAAAUAAAACAACAGUAAAAAGACAGGCUGUAUACAGUAGCGAGGCUAUAAAAGUAGAGAGGCUACAUACAGACACCAGUUAGUCAGGCUGAUUGAGGAGGUAUGUACAUGUAGAUAUGGUUAACGUGAUUAUGCAUAUAUGAUGAACAGAGAGUAGCAGUAGCGUAAAAGAGGGGGUGGUGGGUGGUGAGACACAAUGCAAAUAGUCCGGGUAGCCAUUUGAUUACCUGUUCAGGAGUCAUAUGGCUUGGGGGUAAAAACAGUUGAGAAGCCUUUUGUCCUAGACUUGGCACUCCUGUACCGCUUGCCAUGUGGUAGUAGAGAGAACAGUCUAUGGCUGGAGUCUGACAAUUUUGAAGCAAAUCUGAGGUUGAAAUAUCUAUAUGAUACCUUGAAAUGUUGAUGAUUAUAUAAUUGCAAAAGGCCAGAUAUUUUGACAAACUUUCUCUCUGUGAAAUGUUAUAAUCAAAGGGAAAUAAACAACUAACCCCUA